AGCUCCAUGCUCCCGAAGCGCCAGCCCUGCUCCUCCUCUCCCGUUUUUCUCAAGCUGAAGAUCCUAGUCGCAGUUUGGUGACGCCGGACACGCUGCGCGGACUGUUGCGUUACAUCACCGGGAGUCCUUCCCCUUCCUCUCGCUGCCUUCGGCUGCUGCAUCGUCUCACCUGCAACCCGGCUUGCCUGGAGCCCUUCGUGCGCUCCCAUGGGCCCUCGCUCAUCAGGGCUUGGUUGAUCCUGGGUGUAUCCCCUGAGCAAGCCACUACCGCCAUCACUGGUGAAGCAGAAGAGAAGGAUUCUGCUUGUCGGAAGCUGCUGGUGGGCCUCUCUGGCCUGCGGAACUUGCUGGGGGUCCUGGUGCGGGACCCUGACCCCUAUUUUGUCUUCUGUACCUCAGACGUUCUUUCUCUCCUCCUGAGCACCCCAACUCCGUCUCCUGCUUCUGUCUCGUCUCCCGCCUUGAAGCGGCCUCGCCUGGAUUCCCCGCGGCCUUGUCCUUACUCUCGCCUCGUGGAGGAGGAAGGUGCGGCCGACCUGUUCUUUCAGCUGGAUUCUGGCCGCAGAGUGCCAGCCGUGCGGCAGGCGGUCAGCGACGCUUCUGAGGUCUUCCGGGCCAUGCUGAGCGGAGGCUUCGCCGAGUCGUCCCACACCAGCGUGACCCUUCGCGACGUGUCGCCGGAACCUUUCCUGGCUGUUGCCCAUUUCCUCCACGGCUGUCGUGGCAAGCCCUGCCAGGUCUUGGGAACGCCGUUCCCCCUCGCUUUGGCAGAAGGGAUCUUGGUGGUUGCUGAACAGUAUCUCCUCCCUGACCUCCAGGCCUUGGUGGAUGAGGCAUUGUGCCAAGACACUCUCUGCCCCGGGACUCUUGGGGAAGUGUACCGGCUGGCUGAGCGGCAGAACCGGCCCUGUCUCCUUCAGAAGUGUGUGGCGUCCGUUUUCCUCCGGGAGGGGUCAACCCCCACCCGCCGAGCAGCUGCCCUGGCAGAGCUGCUCCGAUCUGCUGCAGAUCCCAGCGGUUUAGCUGCCAAGCUGCUCGGAGUGGUGCUGGAGUCUCCGUGGGGCGGUGGCUCGGAGGGCCAGCUAAGCUGA
Protobothrops mucrosquamatus (brown spotted pit viper) is the source of this 1091-nucleotide messenger RNA. Its product is annotated as armadillo repeat-containing protein 5-like. The annotation marks the transcript as partial. The transcript is spliced from 2 exons. Gene Ontology annotation, molecular function: protein binding. The record is from RefSeq and is a predicted model, not a curated record. Lineage: Eukaryota; Metazoa; Chordata; Lepidosauria; Squamata; Viperidae. Gene Ontology annotation, cellular component: cytosol. Gene Ontology annotation, biological process: anatomical structure morphogenesis.